AUGACCACUGUAACUGACGUCAUUGCUCGACAGAACGAUCUCUUUGGGCUCAUCUCUCGUUCUGUCGACAAUCUCAAUAAGCUCGGAGCUGCACGGAUCACUCGCGGCGCGGUCCAAAGUCGAAUAGGCUCUCUCAAGGUCAAUUGGGAGAAAUUCAUCGUGUAUCAUGACAACUUGAUCAAAGCCAAGCAUGCCGAGGUAGAGCAGCUUCCAUACGUUACCGAGAACGUGUACUCUCUCUGUGAAGAUAAAUACCAUGAAGCGCACGGAUUUAUGCUCGAUAUGCUGGACCAGUUAGAUCGCAAAGCGCAGCAUGAGGCUACCGUUACCAAUGCAACUAAGUCGCCGACAGGAUCUCACUCUCGACGAUUACCGCGCAUCGACUUACCGAAGUUUUCCGGCGACUACGUUCAGUGGAGCUCCUUUCGAGAUCUCUUCAAGUCCAUCGUCAUGGAAAACAACGAUCUCUCGGCUGUCGAAAAGCUCCAUUACUUAAAAAUGAGUCUAACCGGUGAACCAGCGCAACAUUUGAAGAACAUUCCCAUCACUAGUGAAAAUCUUAAACGCUCAUGGGAAAUUCUCGUAACGCGCUACGAUAAUAAACGAGUUCAGAUCGACGCGCAACUAUCCGCCUUAUUGGCGAUUCGCAAAUUGAAAACGGUAAGUGCAGCAGAAAUCAAGAGACUUCUUGGCGAUGUGAAAGAGGCGCUCGACGCCCUCGAAGCUCUCGAAUGUCCAGUAAAAUCCUGGGACCACAUUAUCGUCUUCGUGAUCGUACGUAAGCUCGACGUCGAAUCAUUGAAGGAAUGGGAGAAAACUCUCGGUGCAAAAUCUACAUCUCCGUCCUUCGGUGAGCUAGAACAGUUUCUGGUAGGACGCGUGCAAACACUGGAAUCAAUCGAACGAGUCGUGAUGCUUAAAUGGUUAAGCAACCAGCUUCAAAUGCUACGUCAGUAUGUUCGCAGUCAAAUGCACGAGCAUACGCCGCUACCGCUGCCGUACAACAGUGUGCAGUGUGCAUGUCGAACUUCGAAACGCUGUCGGUUCUGUCGCAAGCAACAUCACUCAACGUUGCAUGUAGCUACGGUCGAAUCCGACGCCUCCACUACGACGGCAGUCUCCGUCCCGUCGGCUAGCGGCCCUACCACGGACAACUCUGGAGCAUCUCAAACCAACCAACAAUUCGGCGCUUCUCACACGUGCAGUCAUAUUGCACAAUCACGCAUAAUUAAACGCACUCCAGUGCUCCUUGCUACCGCUUUAGUUACGGCUAUCUCUCGAACUGGAGAACGAUUCCAGCUACGGGCAUUACUCGAUCAAGGAUCAGAAGCAUCGUUUAUCUCCGAGUCCGCUGCGCAGCUUCUAAAGUUAUCACGUAAGCCAGCGUCCGUCCCGAUUCUCGGAAUCGGCGCACAACGCUCCGAUGUCUCAAACGGACGAGUCUCUCUCGAAAUUAUCUCGCGGAUCAAUUCGGCAUUCUAUAUCAACCUGGAAGCUCUCAUACUGCCGAAACUCACCGCCUACUUGCCACCCACGAAAAUUGCAUCCACUCACUGGCCACACAUCGACGGACUCCGCCUUGCGGACCCGAACUUCUCAAUGCCAGGAAAAAUUGAUUUAGUUCUCGGUGCAAGUGUCUACGCGCAAAUUCUCGAAAGUGGCAUUCGCCGCGGAAACGGCGAAUCACCGAUCGCGCAAAAGACCGCUCUCGGAUGGAUAUUAUCCGGACAACUCUCCAACGAUAACGAUCGUCUCUCGCAAGACGCAAUCAACGGAUUUCAGUGCUCUCUCGAUUGUGAACUUCUCGAUCUACUCCAACGGUUUUGGCAACAAGAAGAAAUCGUGCCAUCGCCUAAUCCUACAUGCACACCGGAAGAAGCUCAGUGUGAACUUCACUUCACAACGACUCACUCUCGUGACGCUCACGGGUGGUUCGUAGUUCGGUUGCCGUUCCGACAAAGUGUGAGUGAUUUCGGUGACUCUCGUGCUCCAGCGUUCAGGAUGCUGCGUCGCAUGGAAACACGCUUCGAAUCACACGCAUCCCUCAAAACUGCAUACGCGGAAUUCUUAC
Molecule: messenger RNA, 2071 nt
Organism: Mycetomoellerius zeteki
Lineage: Eukaryota; Metazoa; Arthropoda; Insecta; Hymenoptera; Formicidae
Exons: 2
Source: RefSeq, a predicted model, not a curated record